Molecule: messenger RNA, 1402 nt
Organism: Seminavis robusta
Lineage: Eukaryota; Bacillariophyta; Bacillariophyceae; Naviculales; Naviculaceae
Source: the annotation of a GenBank genome assembly
AUCUCGAAGGAGUGGCGUGGCCGCCAUCUGGCUCCUCCUGUUUUCUCCCCCGAAGUACCAAACAACAAAUCACUUUCACAACCCUAACAAACAACAAACAACACAACCACCAAGCCAAAACAACCCAGAAAAACUAUAACCAUGACACGUCUCUACAACAACUUCAAGGAAACUCUUCCCAAGCUUGAUGGAAAAGUCAUUGCGAUUACUGGAACCACAUCUGGAACUGGCUUUGUUGCCGCUCGCACUGUUGCCGAGCUUGGUGCAGAAGUGCUGCUUCUCAACCGCGAAUCCAGUCGUUCCAAGGAUUCUUUGGAAAAACUCCAGAGCGCUGUGACAGAUGGAAAAUUUGUCCCUAUUAAGUGUGACUUGCAGGACUUUGCCUCUGUUACUACAGCUGCCAAGGAAAUCAAGUCCAAGUACAGCCAAAUUUAUUGUCUCGCUAACAAUGCAGGAAUCAUGGCCACUCCUGAUGAAGCAACCAAGGAUGGAUAUGACACUCAAAUGCAAACCAAUCACCUCAGUCACUUUUUGCUUACAGCUGAGCUAUUUCCUCUGCUUGAAGCAGAGGCUAAUGCCACUGGUGACGCUCGCAUUGUUAAUCACUCCUCUCUUGGACGUGAGCACACACCCAACAAUGGUCUGGAAGAGAAGUACUUCCUCAAGAAUGGAGGCGACUUGGGUGGAAAUGAGCAAAUCAUGAUGGGUGGUGGUCCCUACCAUCGAUACUUCCAAACCAAGUUGGCAAACUCUGUCUUCACUUAUGCAUUGCAUGAGAAGUUGAGUGCCAAGGGCUCCAAAAUCCGUGCAGUGUGUGCACAUCCAGGGGGGUCCAACACUAACUUGGGCGAUCACCUCAACUAUGGAUUUUUCACAAAUGCUUUCUUUAGUGUUGCCAUGAAGUUUAUGGCCCAGUCACCCGAAGAUGGGUCAGUUGGUUUGCUCACUGGCAUGGCCAUUCCUUCUGCUGAAUCUGGCGUUUUGUAUGGCCCUUUGAAUGGGAAACAGAAGAGUGCACUGAGUGGAGCAGCGGUUCCAAACCCUCCGCAGCCCUAUGAGACAGACAAGGAUGCCAUGGAUAUGCUGUGGCGUACAAGUGAGGAAGCUACUGGUGUGAAGUUCACAAUUUGAAUGGGGAGGUGUCAAUAAGCAAGGAUGAGACAGAAUUUCAGCCUUUUGAGACAGACAAGGAUGCCAUGAACAUGCUCUGCGCUCCACUGAGGAAGCCACUGGUGUAAAAUUUGCAGUUUAAACAAGAAGUGGUCGUGGAUGGCUGGAGGCAGAGCCACCAAGAGUAUGGUAGGUCUGCAUGCUGGAUGUCUGGCAGGAACGGUUCUACGGUGGCUGAAAACUGCGAAGUAAUGUUUGAAAUGGUUGCAUGAGAGUUGGCUGUUUUUGUAGA